UUGGAGACCCUCGAUUACUUUUUUGUGGCACCUCCCUCGGCUUGCCAGGAUUGGGUAGCCAGCGCUGGAUUCGACUUUCCGGCAGCUAUUUCCAAGCAGCGACUUACUAACGGCGACAGGCAGCGGGCAGUGGCGGAGCAACCAAGAGUUACCUACGGCGGCCAGGCAGUAAUCGAAGGCGUCAUGAUUCGCGGACGCGAAUACUACAGCCUUGCGGUACGGCGUCCUGACGGUCAUAUUUUUCACUACAACGAGCGGCUGAAUACCGCCUUCACGGGCCCGGUAAGGCGCAUUCCAUUGCUACGGGGCGUCCUGGUCCUGCUUGAGACCCUGCUGCUGGGGAUAAAGACCCUGAACCGCUCGGCCGCGCUGGCUUCGGUUGAGGGGCCGAACGGCGGCAAGGAAGAAAUCCCCGGUUGGCUGCUGGCCCUCACCCUCAUUGUGUCCCUCACCCUGGGCGUGGGCAUCUUCUUCAUCCUGCCCUUGCUGGUGGUCCGGAUCAUCGACCCUUUCAUCGCUUCUGAUGUGGUCAGCAACCUCAUCGAGGGAGCUAUUCGCCUGGUCAUCCUGGUGGCGUAUAUCUCCGGGAUCGGGAUGAUGAAGGACAUCCGGCGGGUGUUCGCCUACCACGGCGCCGAGCACAUGGCGGUGCAUACCUACGAAGCGGGUCUUGACCUGACCGUGGAAAACGUGCGCAAAUUCAAUACCCCCCAUCCCCGUUGCGGAACCGCGUUCCUGCUGACCGUGGUGCUGGUUUCCAUAGUGGUUUUCGCUUUCCUGGGGCGUCCCGACCUGGAAUGGCGGAUAUUGUCACGUAUCAUGCUGAUUCCGGUGGUAGCGGCCAUCAGCUACGAGUUUAUUCGCUUCUCGGGCGUUCACCCUACCUGGACUAUUUCCAAGUUUAUAGCAGGGCCCGGGCUGUGGCUGCAGAGGUUGACCACCCGUCAGCCGGAGGACGACCAGAUUGAGGUUGCCAUCACGGCCAUGGGGUCGGCAGUGGCCGCCGAUGCGGGUUUGCAGUACGAUUCCCCCUUUGAGGACUAUGGCGUUCCGCCCGCGAGUGGGGAAGGGGACACCGGCGCUGACGCAGUUUCUCCGGAAGGGGAAGGGGACGACGUUGCGGACGGGCCGGACGACGGUGGGGACGGUGAAACGGCGGGGGUCUGA
Molecule: messenger RNA, 1167 nt
Organism: Geodia barretti
Lineage: Eukaryota; Metazoa; Porifera; Demospongiae; Tetractinellida; Geodiidae
Source: the annotation of a GenBank genome assembly